GAGUUUUCCCUCGAGUAUCCCGGAGUCGCCAUGCGGCAAUCGUCACGGAUCCGCUAACCGUCGGACGCUUACGCCGCCGACCGAGACAUACGAUCUAUCGAUAUUCGACGCUAUAAUAAUAUUAUGAUUUAUUGAACGAUAAAAACGUAGUAUAACAUUAUAWUUUAUAGCUCGUCACGUACUCUAUCGAAUUAUUUACAAUUUUUUUUUUUACCAUUAUAUAUUAUCAUGUUAAAUGUAAUGUUUUUUUGUUAAGAUUUUUUUAGUGAAUUUUUUUCCUACUUCUCUUAAAAUUUUCGUUUUUUUUUUCUUCUACUCUAAUGUCGUCUUGAAUCUCGUUCUCGCGGACUGCACGGAACGCUAUUUAUUUACCGGCCGUUGUAAUUUUUAUGGAAGUCAACGAAAGCGCUGAAGUUCGGUCUACCGGCACGCCGCCAACCAACGGUGGUAACGGCGGGGGCAACUGUUGCGGCUCGUCCCCUGCGGUCGGCGCUUUGGCGGAACAUUCUUCCGGCACGAAGAUCCUCAGCAAGAAUUCGAAUGGCACAAUGAUCAUGACAUCCAGUCCUAGUAACGAAGCUGAAUUGCAAUUGUACAGGGUAAUGCAGAGAGCUAGUCUUUUAGCGUAUUACGACACACUACUCGAGAUGGGAGGUGAUGACUUGCAACAGCUUUGUGACGCCGGUGAAGAGGAAUUUCUUGAAAUAAUGGCUCUGGUCGGUAUGGCUUCAAAACCAUUACACGUUAGACGGUUGCAGAAAGCUUUGCACGAAUGGGUCAGCAACCCAACCAUGUUCCAAGCACCACUGACGUCUCCUGUCGCUARCAGUGGUUCCAGUGCCAUCGCUCUGCCACCGAACCCGGUGCGACCGUUUCUCAGCGUCUGCCCGAACCCGCUAAUUCAGACAUCUAUACACCACGGUUACUAUACACCACUGGGAUAUGGAUACCAGCCGCCCACGUCACCGUCACCCGUACCCAGCUCAACCAACCAACUACCACAGGUUGCGCAAACGAGUGAAGCGACAACUUCGGCUGGCCAACACUAUGGUGAUAGUAACAGCCCUGGCCAAAGUCCAGGAUCGCCGUUGCAGCUGUCUCCGUCACUGGACGAAUCACAAAUCGCCCGGUUGGCUACAUCGGCCAAGCAACUAGUGCAAAGGCUACCGCAGUACCAACCCAAGGCACAAACAGCGAAACGGAAGGCGAACAAAGAACUCGAAUGCGUCAUGAACAUGCCGGAAGAAGAUCCGAGGCGCAUAGAAUCCAUUAGGAAGUAUUCUGCUAUUUACGGACGRUUUGAUUGCAAAAGAAAACCAGAAAAACCAUUAACAUUGCACGAGGUGUCCGUAAACGAGGCUGCCGCACAGAUAUGCAAAUUAGUGCCUGUUCUGUUGACUAGACGAGAUGAAUUGUUCCCUUUAGCCCGACAAGUAGUCCGUGACUCGGGAUACCAUUACUCUAAAGGGCAUUCCAAGUCAAGCAUGCUGCAGAGUUUUGGAGGGUUGACUUCAAAUGGCGACUGUAGUUACGGGUCGAAGAGGCUCCGUCUGGACGAUAACGUCGAGCUACUAAAAAUUCGGCGACAGGAACGUUUAGAUCAGAUCGCUGACGAACUGAAGGCAGUCAACGAUCGCCGAGAGGAGCUGGACCAGAGCAGUCAAGAUGACCAGACGGUUCAACAACAGUUAGAAACCCUUAAGAAUCGCCAAGCUCAGCUGUUGGUGGAACAGAACGACCUGCGGCAAAACAAGUCGAUGAUGCGAAGGGACAGGAGCGGCGGCAGAACAUCGUCAUCGGUCGGUUUCGACACUGACGACACGGACUCUCAAAUGUCGUACAGCAAUACUAGUUCUCCAUUACAGGACGUUAGCGACUCUAGGGAUUCAAUGACUCGCUGCAGCAUCGACUACCACCACGACGGAAAACUAUCACAGAAUACCGGUAAUCAGAAUAACUCGUCUCACGGCGAUACAGAUGACACGGACGAAGAUGACGGAGAACCUCAGCGCCGCCGCCACAUCAUUCACAGUCCAUCUGCGCAUAUAAACGGCAACAGACAUCUAGUUGAUCGGUUUUUCAACGACAAAAUCCAGAUAAUAUCGUCGAGUGGCGGCAACAUAAUCGCCGUUACCAAUCCAGCGCUGUUGAUGUCCGCUGCGACCACGACGACCACACCAACGCCGCCAAUGAAAAUUGAGCCAGUUUCACCGACGCGAGACGACGACUGAUGAAGUGCCGACACCUGUGGCUGACCCGAGGAAGUCUUCGAUUUUCUUCAUUGUUGUUACUAUAGUUAUUAUUAUUUAUUAUCGUUUUCUGUUGGUCGUAUUUAGAAUUUAUUUUUUCUCAGUUAUUUAAUCAUAAUCAUAAUAAUAAUAAUAUAAAACCGUAUUACCCAUUUCUUAGUGCGAAAAUWAGCAUAAAAUACGAUCAUGUUCCUAUAUACAAAUGUUGUAAUAAUAAUAUUAUAUUAUGCGUUAGCUUUAUAUAAACUAACAUAGUUGGCCGUUAAAUCAAAAGUAUUGAAAUCAUGACUACUUACGAGCCCGAGAUACCAAUAUAUUAUUUGAAUGUAUAAUUUUAUUAAUUAAAAUAUUAUUAUAAUAAUAUUAUGUUGUAUUA
Molecule: messenger RNA, 2625 nt
Organism: Diuraphis noxia (Russian wheat aphid)
Lineage: Eukaryota; Metazoa; Arthropoda; Insecta; Hemiptera; Aphididae
Gene: nab
Product: NGFI-A-binding protein homolog
Biological process (GO): negative regulation of DNA-templated transcription
Cellular component (GO): nucleus
Molecular function (GO): transcription coregulator activity; transcription factor binding
Source: RefSeq, a predicted model, not a curated record